Molecule: messenger RNA, 1425 nt
Organism: Klebsormidium nitens
Lineage: Eukaryota; Viridiplantae; Streptophyta; Klebsormidiophyceae; Klebsormidiales; Klebsormidiaceae
Source: the annotation of a GenBank genome assembly
AUGAGAAAGACGCCGAAGGAGGGGGGAAGAUAUAUACCGGCAAUAAGACUUGGUAACAGAGGUCCGCUCCACAACGUCGUUGCAAGGUACAAAAAGAGUUCCAGUCCAGUCCCUUCCCUUGACAACACAUAUGCCUAUCAACAUGGGUUCACGACAAUGGGCAGCUUUCAGCCUUCUGUUUCUGACAUUAGACCCAUUCCCCCCGAGAUUGGCAAUCUGACAAACCUCACCGUCCUAUGGAUCUGCCGUUAUAACCUUUCGGGAGGGAUCCCUCCCGAGAUCGGUAAGCUGGGCAACCUUACGGAACUGAACCUGGGGUAUAACAAUCUGACCGGGGGUUUGCCCUCAGAGGUAGGCGGGUUAAUUAAGCUCCAAAAGCUGAAUCUUAAUGGGAACCGACUCUCGGGACCCAUCCCCCCCAACCUCGGAAACCUGACCAGCCUCACAGUGCUAAACUUGGGAAGAAACCGGCUGAACGGCUCUAUUCCGGCGGCUUUGGCGGGAAUGAGCAGCUUACUCGACCUGGAACUGUAUGAAAACAACCUGACGGGGCCUGUCCCAGUCGAACUUGCAAACCUGUUGCAGUUGACCGUCAUGGGAUUGCAGUUUAACCAACUGAGCGGGGGGAUCCCUCCGGAGUUUGUCUCGCUCACCCAGCUCACGGCUCUUGCGCUGCAAAACAACCAGCUCUCAGGGCCGAUUCCUGCAGCGCUAGGGAACAUGGUCAGCUUAACCAACUUGUUUUUGUGGAACAACAGCCUAUCCGGCAGCAUCCCACCAGAGUUGGGUUCCACAACCCGGUUAACGAGCAUCUUCCUAAACAACAACUCCUUGUCGGGCCCAAUUCCCCCAACCCUCGGUCAGCUAACCAAUCUGCAGUACCUGGUUCUCGAGCGAAACAACAUAUCGGGCUCCAUCCCUGCCGAGUUGGGCGCGCUAACCAACCUGUUAACCCUCUCUCUGGGGAAUAACCAAUUGUCCGGCCCCAUCCCCCCACAACUCGCACAGCUAACCAGCCUUAAUGAGCUUUACCUGUUGAACAACAACCUGUCAGGCCCUAUACCCCCCCAACUAGGCAACCUCGCCGAUCUGUCCGCUCUGCUACUCAGCCAAAACCAUCUCACGGGCCCGGUUCCGCCAGAACUAGCAAACCCCCUGGGGCUGAAAACGCUCACGCUCUUUCGCAACAACCUGACCGGGACGAUAUCCUCCGGGUUCCUGGCCCGCUUCGGAUCCGACAACGUACUACCGGGUAACACUGGUCUCAGCGUCACGUCGACAAGCAGUCCCCCCGCUAACAGCCCCUCGAGUACAAUUCCCCCCCGGAGUACAUCCCCCCCCCGCCAAACCCGCCUUUCGUCUCCCCCCCGCCCGGAAACUCUGCCCCGCCGCCCGAAUCCUCCAGCUCCCCGGUCGGAAUCAUAG